AUGGUAUCGCGAGCAGAGUCCUCCGUGUUUUGGCCAGGGAUCACACCUGCUAUAACAACCCUUCGAGCUGGAUGCAAUCACUGCAAUCGUAUCGCACCUUCGAAUCCUAGUGCUCCGCCUACACCCCUAAUAUCUCCAGACUACCCAUUCCAAUGUGUUUGUGCAUAUUAUUUUCACCAUCAAGGUGUUGGAUAUUUAGUUAUAGUUGAUCGAUACUCGAACUGGCCCAUAGUUGAACGAUCUUCGAAUGGUGCAGAGGGCCUUAUUACUUCACUACGCCGAACAUUUGUGACAUUUGGGAUUCCGAAUGAAUUGACAUCUGAUGGCGGACCUGAAUUUACGGCAACAACAACCAGACAAUUCUUAAAAAAUUGGGAAGUCCAUCACCGCCUUUCCUCUGUGGCUUUCCCACACAGUAAUUGCAGAGCUGAAAUAGGUGUCAAAACUGACAAGCGUCUAAUAGCCGACAACACAGGUAGAAACGGGGAUCUCAACACCGAUGUAUUUCAACGUGCGAUGCUCCAGUACAGGAACACACCUGACAGAGACACCAAGUUAUCUCCUGCUACAUGUGUAUUUGGUCAUCCCAUCAGAGACUUCAUUCCUGUUCCGCCCGGCAGGUACCGUCCCCAUAACACAUGGAAGGAAACACUUGAUGCAAGAGAGGAAGCUUUCAGACAUCGCCACCUUAAACAGGGAGAGCGCUUAUCGGAGCACACUAAAAGACUACUCCCACUCUCUGUAGGCGAUAGGGUUCGCAUCCAAAAUCAAACAGGACAUCACCCUCUUAAAUGGGAUAAAACUGGCGUUAUCAUAGAAGUUCGCCAAUUCGACCAAUACGUCGUUAGAGUUGAUGGCUCUGGUAGGGUCACACUAAGAAACCGAAAAUUUUUGAGACAAUAUGUGCCUGUCAGAAGUUUGCCAGAAGUCCGUACAAUUAAGGAUGAUGAAACUUGGAAUCAGUUUGUACCUCUUGUCAGCCCUCAGACAACUAAAGCGUCUGAGACCAUUGUGAAACACAACCAGGACACUAUUCCAACAACGCAAAAUCCGAACACAUAUUGUACCCUCCCAUCAACCACUUUACCUUCACCAAGUGGUCACACCCCUAACACUCAUUUGGAUGUUGAUGCCCCGGAAUGCCUUCCGACUGAUCUCGGCAACACCAAAAAUCAUCCAGCUGAGAUCCCACCUCCCAGUGAUAGCACAAACUCUCCAUCACAGGUCACCUCCAUGCCAAAUUUGGAGCAACGCAAAUCUAGUCGUACCCGUCAACCGCCAACAUGGCACCGUGAUUUCGAGAUGAACUAG
Ruditapes philippinarum (Manila clam) is the source of this 1311-nucleotide messenger RNA. RefSeq lists its product as uncharacterized. The coding region runs from base 1 to 1311 and encodes 436 amino acids. Gene Ontology annotation, biological process: DNA integration. NCBI's taxonomy places the organism in Eukaryota, Metazoa, Mollusca, Bivalvia, Venerida, Veneridae. The record is from RefSeq and is a predicted model, not a curated record. Gene Ontology annotation, molecular function: nucleic acid binding. The transcript has a single exon.